This is a messenger RNA of Hibiscus syriacus, 894 nucleotides long. RefSeq names its product probable LRR receptor-like serine/threonine-protein kinase At3g47570. The coding region runs from base 63 to 632 and encodes 189 amino acids. The record is from RefSeq and is a predicted model, not a curated record. Gene Ontology annotation, molecular function: protein binding. NCBI's taxonomy places the organism in Eukaryota, Viridiplantae, Streptophyta, Magnoliopsida, Malvales, Malvaceae. The transcript is spliced from 2 exons.
CCCUCUUCCUACUUUCUCUUUUCUUUGGCUUAUUUCGUCUCAAAAACCAUGAAGUACAACCCAUGCUCCCAUCUAAUUUCUGUUUGUGGGUGCGAUGUUUCAUAGUUUGCUCAGCGAUAGCUGUCAGGAAUCUCACUACCGAUCAGUCUGCACUUGUCCAGUUUAAAGAUGGCAUUUUGGAUCCUCAAAAUGCAUUGGCUAACCGCUGGAAGGCCUCUACUUCUGUUUGCAAGUGGGUUGGUGUUUCUUGUGGUUCCAUCCAUGAAAGAGUUGUAGCUUUGAAUCUUACAAGCAUGGAUCUUACGGGUAACAUCCCUCCGCACCUUGGGAAUCUUUCAUUUCUACGUUCUCUUGAUUUGAGCAGAAACCAUAUCUAUGGCCAUCUGCCUAUGGAAUUGGGACAGCUACAUCGUUUGAGGGUCCUUCGAUUAAGCUUCAACGGUCUUAACGGAGAGGUUCCAUCGUGGCUUGGGAACUUGCACAGAGUUAAAAUGUUGAAAAUGUAUAGUAAUAAUUUCACAGGCACAAUCCCGCAAACACUUGUCAACAUGUCCAAUUUAGAGAUCUUAAAUUUGGGAGCCAAUCAACUGUUUGGUCAGAUUCCAUCUUCUAUGGAUGGAUUACCUCUUUGAAAGGGAUUUAUCUUGGAGAUAAUAGUCUUUCUAGAAGCUUGCCCGAUGAUUUGUGUGUCCAUCUUCCAAAUAUUGAGGUGCUUGACUUGUAUAUAAAUGAAUUAUUCGGUAAUAUCCAAUCAACUGUAGGAAAAUGCAGAAACCUUCAAUAUUUGGCACUAUCUUCUAAUAAAUUUAGUGGGACCAUUCCAAGAAGCAUUGGAAAUAUGACACGACUCAAAGAAUUAUAUUUGGGAAUCAAUAAUCUAGAAGGUGAAAUUCC